This is a messenger RNA of Hippopotamus amphibius kiboko, 1491 nucleotides long. Its product is annotated as L-threonine 3-dehydrogenase, mitochondrial. The record is from RefSeq and is a predicted model, not a curated record. Gene Ontology annotation, molecular function: L-threonine 3-dehydrogenase activity. The transcript has 8 exons. Gene Ontology annotation, biological process: L-threonine catabolic process. Bases 9 to 1130 code for a protein of 373 amino acids. NCBI's taxonomy places the organism in Eukaryota, Metazoa, Chordata, Mammalia, Artiodactyla, Hippopotamidae.
CAGAAAUCAUGCCAGUCGUUCGGAUGCUGUGGAGGGUUGCCAGCCGGAUGCUACAGAGCCUGGCCUGUGGCUGCCGGGCACCUGUCCUGCCCAGCCGAUUUCUGGGCACCUCCCCUCGGCAGAUUCCAGCGGAUGCCAAUUUCCACUGUACCUCAUUCUCUGAAGCAGACCAGCCGCGCAUCUUAAUUACAGGGGGUCUUGGCCAGCUUGGAGUGGGGCUUGCUAGCUUUUUGAGGAAACGAUUUGGGAAGGACAACGUGAUUCUGUCUGACAUUCGGAAGCCCCCCGAGCACAUCUUCCUUAGUGGCCCGUUUAUUUAUUCUGACAUCCUGGAUUACAAGAAUCUCCGGGAGAUUGUGGUGAACAACCGCAUCACCUGGCUGUUUCAUUAUAGCGCCCUGCUCAGUGCAGUGGGAGAAGCAAACGUGUCCCUGGCCAGAGCUGUGAACAUCACCGGGCUGCACAAUGUCCUGGAUGUUGCCGCGGAGCACGGUCUGCGAUUGUUUGUGCCAAGCACCAUAGGGGCAUUUGGACCCACUUCUCCUCGGAACCUAGCCCCUGAUCUCUGUAUCCAGAGACCCAGGACCAUCUACGGGGUGUCCAAGGUCCAUGCAGAGCUCAUGGGAGAGUAUUAUUACUACCGGUAUGGGUUAGAUUUCCGAUGUCUGAGAUAUCCUGGAAUCAUUUCCGCUGACUCCCAGCCUGGAGGAGGAACGACUGACUAUGCAGUCCAGAUUUUCCACGAUGCUGUCAAGAAUGGCAGAUUUGAGUGCAAUCUGAAACCCAGCACAAAGCUCCCAAUGAUGUACAUUGAUGACUGCCUCCGGGCCACCCUGGAGGUCAUGGAGGCCCCGGCAGAGUCCCUCUCCAUGAGGACCUACAACAUCAAUGCCAUGAGCUUCACGCCCGCGGAGCUGGCUCAGGAGGUUCUCAAGCAUGUUCCCGAAUUCCAGAUCACCUACAACGUGGAUCCUGUCCGACAGGCCAUAGCCGAUAGUUGGCCGAUGAACUUUGAUGAUAGCAAUGCCCGGAAGGACUGGGGGUGGAAGCACGAUUUUGACCUCCCGGAGCUGGUGACGACGAUGUUGAACUCCCACGGUUCCGAGAGCAGAGUUGCCCAGGCUAACUGAAGGGGCCGAAGGAAGAGCUCAUGCGUCCUGGGCGGCUGUUCCGGGAAAGCCGUAACAACCCCAAGGUUCUAGACCCCGAGGAAUCUAGGUGAUGUGGAGUUGAAGAACUAAUUGGACUCAAUUUUCCCAGCUCAUAUUGAACUGCCAGAUGGAGAAUUGACUUGGCUGUAGCAUUUUUUUCAGUGCUGUAGGUUUGGUCAUAGGACUUCUGAAUCUUUGCUGUUUGCCUAAACUUGUCCAAACAUACAAAUCACAGAAUGAAGACUUAAGUCGUAAUAGUUUUCCAUUUCCUUAACUAAGAUGAAGGGACCAUUUCUGGGAGGGGAGAAGUAUGUGAUGUUUAUAUUAAAUUAAACUUAAA